Molecule: messenger RNA, 1653 nt
Organism: Lotus japonicus
Lineage: Eukaryota; Viridiplantae; Streptophyta; Magnoliopsida; Fabales; Fabaceae
Product: protein FAR1-RELATED SEQUENCE 5-like
Exons: 3
Coding region: 1-1653 (550 amino acids)
Biological process (GO): regulation of DNA-templated transcription
Molecular function (GO): zinc ion binding
Source: RefSeq, a predicted model, not a curated record
AUGACUGAUGCAGGCAUUUUGCUAAUGAGUAAGAAGCGGAAAAUUGGUGGAUUUGGCAAAACACUCAUGUCUGAUAACGUAAGCAGACAAUGGGGGAUGCAAAGUUCUGAAGUUAGAGCUGCAUUACAGUACCUCCGAAGUUUGGAAUCAGACUCAACCGGUCCAAAUAUGUUUUCGAGGCACAAAGUUGAUGGGGAAGGUAGACUUCAACAUUUGUUCUGGUGCGAUGGUGAUGGUCGUUUUGAUUAUAAACUUUUUGGUGAUGUGGUGGCUCUUGACACUACUUAUGUGAAGAGUAAGUACAAGUAUCCGCUAGUGGUGUUUUCUGGGGUUAACCACCACAUCCGCACAACAAUAUUUGCUAGUGCAAUUAUAGCUGAUGAGACUGAAGAAACAUAUGUGUGGUUGUUUGAACAGUUCAAGGAAGCCAUGGGAGUUAAAUCACCUGAGCUAGUUAUUGCAAAUGAUGACAUAGCUUUGAAUAAUGCUAUUGGUAGAGUAUUUCCAAAUGCUUACCACAGAUUAUGUGCUCAACACCUCUUACAUAAUGCAAGUAGCAAAAUUAGAAACCCAAUGAUGACUGCACAGUUCAAAAAACUUAUGUUGUCUGAUUGCAUGGUUAGUGAAUUCGAUCGUGAAUGGCAUCAAAUGGUUACCCGAUUUGGCCUUGAAGACCAUAGUUGGGUUAGAGACAUGUACGAGAGAAGGAAGAUGUGGGCAACUGCAUUUAUUCGAGGUAGAUGUUUUGUUGGUUUUAAGGCUACUUCUCGAUGUGUGGGGCUGUAUGUAAAAUUUGGGAGGUUGACACCUUUUUGCUGUCUUAAUAUGGUAGGCUUUUUGCAACAAUAUCAUCAUCAUUGCCUUGAUGAGUAUCGAUACAAGGAAAUAGAUAUAGAGUAUAAAUCAGUGUUUGGCAAACCGGUUCUGCAAACAAGGUUAUCAUUGGAGAGGUCUGCAUCUAGGGUGUUCAGUAGGGAGGUCUUCAUGUUAUUUCGUCCCAUGCUUGAAAGUGUAGGCACAAUGAAAGUUAUUUAUUACUGCAAUGAUGUACCCUCAUCAGCAUUGAUUUACAAAGUGUCUAAAUAUGACCAACCAGGUAGGGAGUGGCAUGUGCAUUAUGAUCCGCCAACCUCCCAGUUGACAUGUACUUGUCAGAGGAUGGAAAAUUAUGGAAUUCCAUGUGAUCACAUAGUUCACGUGAUGGUUUAUCUAGACAUAGCUGAGAUGCCAACAUCUUUAGUGCUAAAGAGAUGGUCCAAGCUUGCAAAGAAAAUUGGCAAAGGGACCUGUGAUGAAGGUGGUUUGAUUUGUCGCUCAAAUGAUGAUUUUAAUGAUACAGUAGAGAUAGUUAGGGAUCAAAUUGAUAUAUUGGAAGAUGACGAUGCUGUUAAUUACAGCAACAAUAACUUGAACAUUAAGUUGAACGAUAGCUCUGAUGAAUGUGGGGCCUCUUUUUUAUCGGAAGAUGAUGAUGAGGAUUUGUCUGAUGUGAAUGAUGGUUCAUCUUUUUCAUCGGAAGAUGAUGAUGAGGUUAGUUUCAGCAAUUGUGACUGGGACAUCAUCUUGGACGUUAGCUCUGCAAGUAGUGUUAAUGCCAACACAUUCUAUUGUCCUUAUAAUGUUAUCUAUGACUGGAAAAAAAAUAGUAUUUGA